CCGCGCGCCAUCUUGGCUACGCUCUGAGGGCCGAGCGUGGUCUGGCGGCCGCGGUAAGCGCCGGGUCGUGAGUAGCCAGAUUGCUUCGAGAGGCCACCGCCAGCAGGAUGGAACACUACCGGAAAGCUGGCUCUGUAGAACUUCCGGCACCUUCCCCAAUGCCCCAGCUACCCCCUGACACCCUGGAGAUGCGGGUCCGAGAUGGCAGCAAAAUUCGAAAUCUGCUGGGGCUGGCCCUGGGUCGGUUGGAGGGUGGCAGCGCAAGACACGUGGUGUUCUCAGGUUCCGGCCGGGCUGCUGGGAAGGCUGUCAGCUGUGCCGAGAUUGUCAAGCGGCGGGUCCCAGGUCUGCACCAGCUCACCAAACUGCGUUUUCUACAGACGGAGGACAGCUGGGUCCCAACUUCACCUGAUACAGGCCUAGACCCCCUCACAGUGCGCCGCCAUGUGCCUGCAGUGUGGGUACUGCUCAGCCGGGACCCCUUGGACCCCAGUGAAUGUGGCUACCAGCCCCCAGGAGCACCCCCUGGCCUGGGCUCUAUACCCAGCUCCAGCUUUGGUACCCGGUCCCGAAGGAGGGCUCGAGACACUCGGUCCUGAAGAUCUGCAGAGACAGGUUGUUCUCUAGACCUGAGUAUCUGUGAUGGAUGUGCCUUACCUGAGAACCACUUGUGAUUCAACAUCCCCAGCAAGGCUAGUUCCACAGAACUUUGGCUCUUUCCCUCUGGAAUGUAGAAAGGUUCUGCUAUGAAGAAUGACAGGUGUGGAGUCUCUUCUGAGUUCUGGAUUGUUUGAGAAGGGCUUACCCUCCCUCUAACUACAGGACAUCUGAUCUUCCUUGUGAUAGAGGUCCAGGGAGGGAAAUAAAAUUCAGUUCAUUUGUCA
Molecule: messenger RNA, 884 nt
Organism: Dipodomys spectabilis (banner-tailed kangaroo rat)
Lineage: Eukaryota; Metazoa; Chordata; Mammalia; Rodentia; Heteromyidae
Gene: Rpp25l
Product: ribonuclease P/MRP subunit p25 like
Exons: 2
Coding region: 108-599 (163 amino acids)
Biological process (GO): tRNA 5'-leader removal
Cellular component (GO): ribonuclease MRP complex
Molecular function (GO): RNA binding
Source: RefSeq, a predicted model, not a curated record